Molecule: messenger RNA, 1263 nt
Organism: Striga hermonthica
Lineage: Eukaryota; Viridiplantae; Streptophyta; Magnoliopsida; Lamiales; Orobanchaceae
Source: the annotation of a GenBank genome assembly
AUGAUGAAGAUCAAGAAACCUCUCAAAGAACUCAAGCUCUCUGUCCCAGCUCACAAAUCUCCCAUCUCCAGUUUCCUGACGGCAAGUGGGACCUUUCAUGACGGGGAUUUACUGCUGAAUCAGAACGGGCUCCGAUUGCUUUCUGACGAGAAUGAAGCCCUACCUUCGGAAACAAAGGAGAUUGAUCUUCAGUUCUCAUUGGAAGAUCUUGAGACCAUCAAAGUUAUCGGCAAGGGAAGUGGUGGUGUUGUUCAACUUGUUCGCCACAAAUGGGUUGGAACAUUGUUUGCCUUGAAGGUUAUCCAGAUGAAUAUACAGGAGGAGAUUCGAAGACAAAUCGUUCAAGAGCUCAAAAUAAACCAAGCUUCACAAUGUCCAAAUGUUGUGGUUUGCUACCACUCAUUUUAUCACAAUGGAGCUAUCUCUCUUGUGUUUGAAUAUAUGGAUCGAGGGUCAUUAGUUGAUGUAAUCAGACAGGUCAAGACGAUCCUUGAACCGUAUCUUGCUGUUGUUUGCAAACAGGUUUUACAAGGCCUGGUCUACUUGCAUCAUGAGAGACAUGUGAUACACAGAGACAUAAAGCCCUCGAACUUGUUAGUAAACCACAAAGGGGAAGUUAAGAUUACGGAUUUCGGUGUGAGUGCAAUGCUAGCAAACUCUAUGGGUCAACGGGACACAUUUGUCGGAACUUACAAUUACAUGGCUCCUGAAAGAAUUAGUGGGAGUACAUAUGACUUUAAAAGUGAUAUUUGGAGUCUGGGCAUGGUGAUUCUUGAGUGUGCUAUUGGGCGUUUUCCUUAUACCAAAUCCGAGGAUCAACCAAGUGGCCCCAGCUUUUAUGAGCUGUUGCAGGCAAUUGUUGGGAGCCCGCCACCCUCGGCUCCAUCAGAUCAAUUUUCUCCAGAAUUCUGUUCAUUCGUCUCGGCAUGCAUACAGAAGGACCCUAGAGAUAGAUCUUCUUCCUUGGAACUACUGAACCACCCUUUCAUCAAGAAGUUUGAGGACAAAGAUAUUGAUCUGAGCAUCUUGACGAAGCCGGCGAGCAAAAGCCCACGGAGCGGCAAGCCCAGCGGGUCGGAGGUGAAGAAGGAUCGGAAAUCGGGGUCGGGCAUGAUCGGAUCGCCCAAGAAAGGCGGCAAAGGCGGGAAAUUCACGUGGGCCGGCGGCGACGGCUACUCGGAGGCCGAGAUGGGCUGGGCUCAGAAGGGCGCCAUUGACGCCAAGGAUCCCAAUUUCGAAGAUCCAGACCAUACGCCCAAUUGA